GGGAGGAGCAGUCGGGGUUGUGAUGGAGGCUGAGGCUGGAGCCGGUGUGGGCCGGGGAGCCCUGGCGGUGUAGCGGGAGCGGCUCGGCUGCGGGGAUGGGCUGUGCUCAGCUGCUGGACCUCCUGGGUCAGGGGGUGUGGGCCUCGCUGACCGGCGGCUGGUACUUCGACCCCCAUCAGAGCAGAUUCUCCAACACCUUCCACCUGUACCUGUGGCUGUCGCUCCUGGGUUUGCCGCUGGUGCUGCACCUGGCUGUAUCUGCAAGCAGAGUGGCACUUGGUCUAUAUUGCUGCACUGUAGCUGUCCUUUUCGCUGUGAUAAAGACAAUCAACUAUCGGCUUCAUAUGAUGUUUGAGGAAGGAGAAGUAAUACAACAAAGCAGUGUUGCUCAGACUGAUACUGGUGCAAAGGACAGAGCAAGCUCUGGAAGACUGAAUAAUAACGAACAGGAACUAGUGCUUUCAGUUGAUCCGGGGAAUCCUGUGGAGGAUAUUGCUUUGACUGAAUUCAGCAGAGAUAUUUCAUCACCACCAGACUGCAACAACUCAAAGCAGUCUAUGCCUGACCUUGGGGUCAGUGAUGGAUCGGAACUACCAACAAAUCCUAAAGAUGCUGAAGAGCUUAAAGAGAGAGACAUUAGAAGACUUAUUGGAGAAAGCAAUAACUUACUACUUGAUCCAGCUCAAGGAGUUCUAUUGAAGGUUGGAAAAGAAAGAGAAGAUCCCAUUUUCAACAAUCCAACACCAGUGAUGCCCUACGAUUCUCCAGUUUGUAGCCGUCAAUCUGUUUCUCCUGUUGCAGCAUUCAGUGGGAAAAGACGCUACUGUGCAUUAGAAGAAGAUCUGCCUUUGUUCCCGGUACCAUCUACUUUGCCAUGCCCAGCUAUUGUCUGUCAGCGUAAUUCCACCAGAUUGUUAGAUGAUUCUAAUAACCCUAAAAUGGUACAUGUUCCCCCUCAGCUCUAUGCUACAACAGCUAUGUAUGGAGAACCAAUUAUUUCUGAAGCGUCUAGUUAUAAGCAAACAACAGGAACAGAAGAUACAAUCCAUUCACUGGAAGAGCCUAUAUCUAAAAAACAAUGUGCAGCAACAUUAAAUGAGGAUCUUUGCUUGCGAAAUAUUUUGGAUAUUGAAAUCAACAUGUUGGUGACUGAUGUUGCAGAUGAUUCUGUGACAGAACAAUAUGAGGCUUCAGUGUACAAUCUGAAUAUCCUUACUGGAAGUGGUACAUACUCUCAGAAAUGUUUCUUUAACUGCAUUAAUGAAAACGCUCAGCCUGGUGUUAGCCGCACUGAUUAUCCAUGUGGAAAUUGCCUGACUGAACCAAUUGAUGACUCUGAAAGGAUUAAAAUAGAAGAUCAAACAACAGAGGAGAGAGAGGACGGUUUGGAUGAAUUGAAAGAUGAAGUGGUUACUGCUACUGGCAUUACAAAUCCUUAUCUACUGAAACCUGUAGAACAUCAGGAAAUGGACCCAAGCAAGAACUCCAACAACCAGUUGGUGAGGUAUUUGGGGGAAAAAACAAAUCGGAAUAAUGAAAGUCCACAGUCUAGCAGAGGAUCAAGUUUUCUGAAUGUACAGGGAUCUGAUUCAUCAGACAUUCCAGUUAUUACACUGGAAAUUUCUGAAGAAGAUAGAUCACAUGAUGAUAAUUCUCUUGGUAGCAGUAGCUUAAUUCCUUCUUCUGAAACUAUGCAGGCAUUUGUAUAUGUUAAUGUAGAUGAAGAGAUACAAAUGCCAGGAGCCAGUGGGUCCAUAUCAAAAAUAGACUUAUCUGUAAGACCAAAGUCAUCCAAAUCCCUUAAACAGGCUGUAGACCACCAAAUGUACAACAAACCAAAGUCAAACACUCAAACACACUUAAGUCCUAGCUCAACUGUUGGCUCUGAUGAACAUUGGACUACAAGUGGAACCCCCAAGGACCAUGAAAGUUGUGAAGAUGAAGACUUUAGUGAGCACAAUAGUCUUAGCAGUGCUUUAAGUCUCCAGUCUCAUCAUAUUCUGUCAGUGGAUAGCUCUUCCAGCAGUGUUUCACAGUCCUGUCCUUCCCCAGAUCACACUUGCUCACAUCUACAGGCUCAGAGAGAUGUAAGAGCUACCUCAGAUUCCUUCUUGAAAGUCAUACCUUGCUUGAUAGAAAACCAAAAGCAAUAUGAUCAACACAUUGAUGGGGAUUGCUCUGAGAAAACCCAUGUCAGGGUUCUUAGUGUGGACAGUGGAGCAGAUGUAGUUUUAAGCAGAACCUCCAGGGGGAGCCCCAGUGACCAUGGAAGGACAUUAACCACUUCAAAAUCAGAUUUAGAAGCAAAAGAAGGACAAGUACCAAAUGAAUCAAACUUCAUAGAAUUCAUAUCCUUACUGGAAUCAAUUAAUAGCUCCAGGAUGAAUGCAGGCAAUCCAACAGUCUGGACUUGUGAACAUAGAGAAGAGGGUGCUGUGGGAGGAGAUCCUGUAAUUCCAGUAACAACAGAAAAUGCAACUUUAAUUAAGAGAUACCAAGAACACAACAAUAUGCUGAGAAGACCAGCAAUACGAAGGCGCCACAUUGUAGGAAGUAAUACAACUCUACCACCAUCCCUUGUCAGCUCGCCUCUAAUCUUACAGGAUGGUCAACUCCAGGCAUCUCCCCAGUUGCAGAAUCAUUCUCAUUCAUUACUGUUGAAUGGCUCAGUGUUACAAAGCAGUCCGUCAAGGCAUGAAGCUUCAUCACACGAUGAUACGUCUACUGGUGCAACACACUUUUUUUUAGAUGAGCAUGGAGAAAUACGAUCAUAUACGUUUGGUGUUCCCAAUAGAGGUUAUGAGAAUUCAUUGAAUCGCCUCCCAAGCUUAGAACACGUUCCAAGUAUACGGGAACCUCAGUCCCACUCUCCCAGUUACACAACAGCAGAUGGACAAGGUGGAGCAGAGGUUGCUGCAGCUGAGUCACCCUUCCAACACCAACCAGCUGUACUGCAGAGAAUGCAUAUUAGAAGAAGGCAUUCAGAGCCGCAACUGGGUCGAAGCAGUGCCCAUGAAUCUUCUGUUGACAUUGUAGAAGAAAAAUCCAACUGCAGACAAUCCUAUAGGUUUUGGGUCUUGCCUGGCAAGUGGGUGCAGAUUCAGUAUGAUCGCCUGGCAUUGCUGACCUUACUUGACAGAAAUCAGGAAAUUGGGGAAAACAUAUUGGCUGUUUGCCUUGCUGUCCUUGUUGCUCUUCUCGGAUUUACGCUGCUUAAUCUAGGAUUUUUCAGGGACUUGUGGGUGCUCCACUUCUGCCUCAUCAUUGCAAGUUGCCAGUACUCCCUACUGAAAAGUGUCCAACCUGAUGCUGCAUCUCCCAUACAUGGACACAAUAGAAUUAUAGCGUAUAGCAGACCUGUUUAUUUCUCUAUAUGCUGCGGCCUUAUUUGGGUCUUGGAUGCUGGAAGUAAAUGCACUCGAUUUCCAUCUUCUACCCUUUACGGAGUCACAUUAAUUUCUCCAGAAAAUUUUGGAACUGCCAGAGAUGUUGUUAUCGGCUUCAUGCACUGCUUCCCUGUGAUUUUCCUUCUGGGUCUUCUUCCACAAAUCAAUACUUUCGUCACGUAUUUUCUGGAACAAAUAGACAUACACAUAUUCGGAGGUUCUGCUGCCACGGGCUUAAUCUCAUCACUGUAUAGCUUUUCCCGCAGUUUACUUGCUGUGGUUCUGCUAUAUGUAUUAUGUUUUGGUGCAGUAAAGGGACCGUGGGAUGCUCAACAUAUUCCAGUGCUAUUUUCUGCCUAUUGUGGACUGUUAGUUGCCAUUUCUUAUCACCUGAGCAGACAAAGCAGUGAUCCAACAGUAUUGCUAUCUCUAAUUCACACUAAACUGUUCAAUGAAUUGAAAGCCAGGAAUCCGGAACAUCCUUUAUUAGAAAACAAGGAUGCACUUCCUGAAAAGCUGAGGAAUUCAGUGAAAGAAGUCUUGAAGUCUGAUCUUAUCAUGUGCUCAGUAAUUAGUCUUCUAACCUUUGCGAUCAGCGCAACCACAGUUUUCCUUUCAUUGGAGCCAUUUCUUGGUAUUGUGCUGUAUGCUUUGGCUGGGACAAUAGGAUUCUUGACUCAUUAUCUACUUCCUCGGCUCCGAACACAAGUUCCAUGGUUUUGUUUUUCACACCCUUUUCUUGAAACUAAGGAAUACAGAGAGUUUGAAGUCAGAGAUGCUGCCCAGUUAAUGUGGUUUGAAAGACUUUACGUCUGGCUUCUGUGCAUGGAAAAAUAUGCUAUUUACCCAGCUGUGAUACUCAAUGCACUUACCAAUGAUGCUUUCUCUGUCAGUAGUCGUAAGAAGUUCGGCAUACACUGCGAUGUUCUGAUGAUGACAGUGGCCGGAAUGAAACUGCUGCGCUCCUCCUUUUGUAACCCAACGUAUCAGUACGUCACUUUGAGCUUCACUGUCCUCUUCUUCCAAUUUGACUACAGAAACAUCUCCGAGACAUUUUUGCUAGAUUUCUUCUUAAUGUCGAUUCUAUUCAGCAAGCUCUGGGAUUUGCUGCAUAAGUUCCAGUUUGUUUUGACGUACAUAGCACCAUGGCAAAUCGCAUGGGGCUCAGCAUUUCAUGCUUUCGCACAGCCCUUUGCUAUACCUCAUUCAGCUAUGCUCUUUGUGCAGGCUGUUGUAUCUUCUGUGUUAUCCACUCCUCUUACCCCAUUCCUCGGGAGCGCCAUUUUCAUCACUUCCUAUGUCAGGCCAGUAAAGUUCUGGGAAAGGAAUUACAACACAAAACGGGUGGAUCAUUCAAAUACCAGACUUGCUACCCAGAUAGACAGAAGUUCAGGAGCUGACGACAACAACCUCAACUCCGUUUUUUAUGAACAUCUGACAAGAUCGCUGCAACAGAGCUUAUGUGGUGACCUGAUUCUUGGCCGCUGGGGAAACUACAGCAUAGGGGACUGCUUCAUUCUAGCCUCUGAUCACCUCAAUGCCCUGGUGCAGCUGAUAGAGGUUGGCAAUGGUCUGGUAACUUUCCAGCUCAGAGGACUUGAGUUCAGAGGUACCUAUUGCCAGCAAAGGGAAGUUGAGGCCAUAACCGAAGGAGUUGAGGAUGAUGAAGGCUGCUGCUGCUGUGAAGCGGGACAUUUUCCCCACAUGCUAUCGUUCAACGCUGCUUUUAUCCAGCACUGGCUGGCCUGGCAAGUAACCGCUUCAAAAUACGUGUUGGAAGGUUACAGCAUCAGUGACAACAAUGCAGCCUGUAUGCUGCAGGUAUUUGACCUGAGAAAGAUGCUCAUCACCUAUUAUGUAAAGAGCAUAAUAUACUAUCUGGUUCGCUCUUCUAAACUGGAACACUGGUUGAGUACAGAGUCAAUUCAGGAAGCACUGCAUCCGUAUACUGCAUGGAAUUAUGUGGACAGAGAUCCAGCCGUAUUUAACGUAAACAUCGAUGAAGACUACGAUCAUUGCCUCAAGGGAGUAUCAAGAGCAAGUUUCUGCAAUAUUUAUCUGGAUUGGAUACAGCACUGCAACAAUAAAAGGAAUAAGCCGGUGAGGAGUGAUGGAGAUUCCCCUUUAGUCACCCUUUGCUAUGGACUUUGCAUUCUUGGCAGAAGAGCUUUAGGAACAGCAUCACACAACAUGUCAAUCAGCUUGGAAUCCUUUCUAUACGGGCUCCACGCCUUGUUUAAAGGAGACUUCAGAAUAACAGCAAAGGAAGAAUGGAUCUUCGCAGACAUAGAUUUGCUUUACAAGAUUGUUGCACCUGGAAUCCGAAUGUCUUUAAAACUUCAUCAGGAUCAUUUCACUUCACCUGAUGAAUAUGAUGAUCCUGCAGUUCUGUAUGAGGCAAUUAGCUCCCACCAAAAAAAGCUGAUCAUUUGUCAUGAAGGCGAUCCUAUGUGGCGUGAUUCUAUACUGUCCAAUGCUGAGUCACUGCUUGCCCUCAGGCAUGUGGUAGAUGAUGGGGCAGACGAAUACAAGAUAAUUAUGCUUCAUAAGCGCUACCUCAGCUUUAAGGUGAUUAAGAUCAAUAAGGAGUGUGUCAAAGGAUUGUGGGCAGGGCAGCAGCAGGAGCUGGUGUUCCUCCGCAACCGCAACCCAGAGAGAGGCAGCAUACAAAAUGCUAAGCAGGUCCUGAGAAACAUGAUCAAUUCAUCAUGUGACCAACCAAUUGGCUAUCCAAUCUAUGUCUCCCCUUUGACCACGUCAUACGCUGGAACACACCAACAGCUAAAGAACAUCUGGGGUGGCCCGAUCAGUUUAGAAAACCUGCAGCUCUGGUUCACUUCCAGGUGGCAGAGUUUGCGGAAAGGAUGCAGUGGAGGGAACAUUGAUGACUCGGAAUGUGGAGGAGGUUCUUCGUCGAGCAGCAAUAACCACACUGGUAAUACCACACGAAGCAUCAGCUCUAAGCAAACCAGGAUGUGGACACCACAUCCCCUAGCUCCACUGACUAGUCACCGUGCUACAGUACAAAGAGAACAAAGGAGUCGCUCUGUGCAGCCACGUUCAUCCAGAUCAGUGACCCAGCGACCACCUGCUGAAAGUCAGUCAGGGUCUGUACUUGAAACGCAGCACCCACUGUCACGGGCUUCCACAUCUGUCCACGGCAUAGUUCAAAGGUUAUCCAACAGCCAGCUGUCCUUCAAUAACUCAAUAGCUUCUAUUUUAUCCCAAGUACCUCGACUGUCCUCAGCAAGCCAGCCUAGUAGCCAAGGUCAAUCUGCUACACAGAAUAGAUGCAGCAUUGCCUCUUCCACUAGCUCCACACUAAGCCUUUUGUUUGGGAAGAGAAGUUUAUCCAGUGGGCUCGUGAUAUCCGGACUUUCAGCAGCAGAUGGAGGAAGCACCACUGACACCCAGUCAACCAGCAGUGUCAACGUUGCCCUUGGACCAUCAAUCAGAAGUGGAAGUCAGGCAACACGGGAUGCUUCUGAUACUUGCCUGAGCCCUGAUGCUACCGUCUCCAGCCAGAUGAGAGAUGCUGCUCAAACAGACGAUGCUUCACACUCUCAGGAUGGAGACCCACUCUGUGACUGUACCAAACAAGAUGGGCCAGAGAACAGGGUUUCUCAUCUGAUGGUGGAGAAGAAUCGGCAGUGAUUACUCAAGUUUUAAGUUGAGUUACAGGUCAGCGAA
Callorhinchus milii (elephant shark) is the source of this 7076-nucleotide messenger RNA. Its product is annotated as pecanex-like protein 2. The transcript is spliced from 35 exons. Gene Ontology annotation, cellular component: membrane. The record is from RefSeq and is a predicted model, not a curated record. Bases 96 to 7040 code for a protein of 2314 amino acids. NCBI's taxonomy places the organism in Eukaryota, Metazoa, Chordata, Chondrichthyes, Chimaeriformes, Callorhinchidae.